Molecule: messenger RNA, 204 nt
Organism: Cercopithifilaria johnstoni
Lineage: Eukaryota; Metazoa; Nematoda; Chromadorea; Rhabditida; Onchocercidae
Source: the annotation of a GenBank genome assembly
AUGGAAGUCCAUUCCUCUGAAGAUGAUACGAUCGAGGGACAUAACAGCACUGUGUUCCUCGUUGUGAACAAGGGUUGGAUUCGCAGAAUUUUCUUCAUCGAAGGGGAGACGCAAGACAAAGGAUUCUUCAUAUGGAACUCCGCGAAGCUUCUCUCCAACGCCUCCUCACAUUCUGCUUGUGACUCUAUUACUGAUGGUGUUUAG